Messenger RNA from Rhincodon typus (whale shark), 4467 nucleotides. Its product is annotated as pneumococcal serine-rich repeat protein-like. The annotation marks the transcript as partial. Lineage: Eukaryota; Metazoa; Chordata; Chondrichthyes; Orectolobiformes; Rhincodontidae. The transcript has 10 exons. The record is from RefSeq and is a predicted model, not a curated record.
UAGAAACCAGCACAUCGACCCCAGCAGCAACCAGCACAUCGAUCCUGGCAGCAACCAGCACAUCGAUCCCAGCAGCAACCAGCACAUCAAACCCAGCAGCAACCAGCACAUCGACCCCAGCAGCAACCAGUGCAUCAAACAAAGCAGAAACCAGCACAUUAACCUCAGCAGCAACCAGCACCUCAAACCCAGCAGCAACCAGCACAUUAACAUCAGCAGAAACCAGCACAUCGACCCCAGCAGAAACCAGCACAUCGACCCCAGCAGCAACCAGCACAUCGCCCCCAGCAGCAGCCAGCACAUCAACCCCAGCAGCAACCAGUACAUCAAACCCAGUAGAAACCAGCACAUCGACCCCAGCAGCAACCAGCACAUCGAUCCUGGCAGCAACCAGCACAUCGAUCCCAGCAGCAACCAGCACAUCAAACCCAGCAGCAACCAGCACAUCGACCCCAGCAGCAACCAGUGCAUCAAACAAAGCAGAAACCAGCACAUUAACCUCAGCAGCAACCAGCACCUCAAACCCAGCAGCAACCAGCACAUUAACAUCAGCAGAAACCAGCAUAUCGACCCCAGCAGCAACCAGCACAUCGCCCCCAGCAGCAGCCAGCACAUCAACCCCAGCAGCAACCAGUACAUCAAACCCAGUAGAAACCAGCACAUUAACCCCAGCAGCAACCAGCACAUCGACCCCAGCAGCACCCAGCACCUCAAACCCAACAGUAACCAGCACAUUGACCUCAGCAACAAAAAGCACAUCGACCCCAGCAGCAACAAGCACAUCAAACGCAGCAGCAACCAGCACAUGGAUCCCAGCAGGAACCAGCACAUUAACACCAGCAGAAACCAGCACAUCAACCCCAGCAGCAAACAGCACAUUAAUCCCAGCAGCAACCAGCACCUUGAGCCCAGCAGCAACCAGCUUCUUGAGCCCAGCAGCAACAAGCAGAUCAAACCCAGCAGCAACCAACACCUUAAGCCCAGCAGAAACCAGCACAUCACCCCCAGCAGCAAACAGCACAUUGCCCCCAGCAGCAUCCAGCACAUCAACCCCAGCAGCAACCAGCACAUCAACCCCAGCAGCAACCAGUACAUCAAACCCAGCAGAAACCAGCACAUUAACCCCAGCAGCAAACAGCACCUUGAGCCCAGCAGAAACCAGCACAUCACCCCCAGCAGCAAACAGCACAUCGCCACCAGCAGCAUCCAGCACAUUAACCCCAGCAGCAACCAGCACCUUAAGCCCAGCAGAAACCAGCACAUCACCCCCAGCAGCAAACAGCACAUCACCACCAGCAGCAUCCAGCACAUCAACCCCAGCAGCAACCAGCACAUCGACCCCAGCAGCAACCAGCACAUCAAACCCAGCAGAAACCAGCACAUCAACCCCAGCAGCAACCAGCACAUCGACCCCAGCAGCCACCUCGAUCCCAGCAGCAACCAGCACAUCGAUUCCAGCAGCAAGCAGCACAUCGAUCCCAGCAGCAAGCAGCACAUCGAUCCCAGCAACAACCAGCACAUUGAUCCCAGCAACAACCAGCACAUCGAUCCCAGCAGCAACCAGCACAUCGACCCCAGCAACAACCAGCACAUCGAUCCCAGCAGCAACCAGCACAUCAAUCCCAGCAGCAACCAGCACAUCAACCCCAGCAACAACCAGCACAUCGACCCCAGCAACAACCAGCACAUCGACCCCAGCAGCACCCAGCACAUCGAUCCCAGCAGCAACCAGCACAUCGACCCCAGCAGCAACCAGCACAUCGACCCCAGCAGCAACCAGUACAUCGAACCCAACAGAAACCAGCACAUUAACUCCAGCAGCAACCCGCACAUCAACCCCAACAGCACCCAGCACAUCGACCCCAGCAGCAACCCGCACAUCGACCCCAACAGCACCCAGCACAUCGACCCCAGCAGCAACCAGCACAUCGACCCCAGCAACAACCAGCACAUGGAUCCCAGCAGGAACCAGCACAUUGACAGCAGUAGAAACCAGCACAUCGACCACAGCAGCAACAAGCACAUCGACCCCAGCAGCAACCAACACAUCGCCCCCAGCAGCAACCAGCACAUUGACCCCAGCAACAACCAGUACAUCAAACCCAGCAGAAACCAGCACAUUAACUCCAGCAGAAACCAGCACAUUGACCCCAAUAGCACCCAGCACCUCAAACCCAGCAGCAACCAGCACAUCGAACAGAGCAGCAAACAGCACAUUGACCCCAGAAGCAAUCCGCACAUCGACCCCAGCAACAACCAGCACAUGGAUCCCAGAAGGAACCAGCACAUUAACACCAGCAACAACCAGCACAUCGCCCCCAGCAGAAACCAGUACAUUGGACUCAGCAACAACCAGCACAUUGACGCCAGCAGCAACCAGCACAUCGCCCCCAGCAGCAAACAGCACAUCGACCCCAGCAUCAACCAGUACAUCCAACCCAACAGAAACCAGCACAUUAACUCCAGGAGCAACCCGCACAUCGACCCCAACAGCACCCAGCACAUCGACCCCAGCAGAAACCAGCACAUUGACCUCAGCAACAACCAGCACAUCGACCCCAGCAGCACCCAGCACAUCGACCCCAACAGCACCCAGCACAUCGACCCCAGCAUCAACCAGUACAUCAAACCCAACAGAAACCAGCACAUUAACUCCAGGAGCAACCCGCACAUCGACCCCAACAGUACCCAGCACGUCGACCCCAGCAGCAACCAGCACGUCGACCCCAGAAGCACCCAGCACAUCGACUCCAGCAACAACCAGCAAAUUGACCCCAGCAGCAACCAGCACAUCGCCCCCAGCAGCAAACAGCACAUCGACCCCAGCAUCAACCAGUGCAUCAAACCCAGCAGAAACCAGCACAUUAACUCCAGGAGCAACCCGCACAUCGACCCCAACAGCACCCAGCACAUCGACCCCAGCAGAAACCAGCACAUUGACCUCAGCAACAACCAGCACAUCGACCCCAGCAGCACCCAGCACAUCGACCCCAACAGCACCCAGCACAUCGACCCCAGCAUCAACCAGUACAUCAAACCCAACAGAAACCAGCACAUUAACUCCAGGAGCAACCCGCACAUCGACCCCAACAGUACCCAGCACGUCGACCCCAGCAGCAACCAGCACAUCGACCCUAGCGGAAACCAGCGCAUUGACCUCAGCAAUAACUGGCACAUCGACCCCAGCAGCAACCAGCACGUCGACCCCAGAAGCACCCAGCACAUCGACUCCAGCAACAACCAGCACAUUGACCCCAGCAGCAACCAGCACAUCGACCCCAGCAUCAACCAGUGCAUCAAACCCAGCAGAAACCAGCACAUUAACUCCAGGAGCAACCCGCACAUCGACCCCAACAGCACCCAGCACAUCGACCCCAGCAGAAACCAGCGCAUUGACCUCAGCAACAACCAGCACAUCGACCCCAGCAGCAACCAGCACAUCGACCCCAGCAUCAACCAGUACAUCAAACCCAACAGAAACCAGCACAUUAACUCCAGCAGCAACCCGCACAUCGACCCCAACAGUACCCAGCAUAUCGACCCCAGCAGCAACCAGCACGUCGACCCCAGAAGCACCCAGCACAUCGACUCCAGCAACAACCAGCACAUUGACCCCAGCAGCAACCAGCACAUCACCCCCAGCAGCAAACAGCACAUCGACCCCAGCAUCAACCAGUACAUCCAACACAACAGAAACCAGCACAUUAACUCCAGCAGCAACCCGCACAUCGACCCCAGAAGCAACAAGCACAUGGAUCCAAGCAGGAACCAGCACAUUAACACCAGCAGAAACUAGCACAUCGACCACAGCAGCAACAAGCACAUCGCCCCCAGCAGCACCCAGCACAUCGAUCCCAGCAGCAACCAACACAUCGCCCCCAGCAGCAACCAACACAUCGCCCCCAGCAGCAACCAGCACAUCGACCCCAGCAGCAACCAGCUUCUUGAGCCCAGCAGCAACAAGCAUAUCAAACCCAGCAGCAACCAGCACCUUAAGCCCAGCAGAAACCAGCACAUCAUCCCCAGCAGCAAACAGCACAUUGACCCCAGCAGCAACCAGCACGUUAACCCCAGCAGCAACCAGCACAUCGCCCCCAGCAGCAUCCAGCACAUCGCCCCCAGCAGCACCCAGCACCUCAAACCCAGCAGCAAACAGCACAUCGACCCCAGCAGUAACCAGCACAUCGACUCCAGCAACAACCAGCACAUCGACCCCAGCAGCAACCAGUACAUCAAACCCAGCAGCAACCAGCACGUCGACCCCAGCAGCAAACAGCACAUCACCCCCAGCUGCAAAUAGCACAUCGCCCCCAGCAGCAUCCAGCAUAUGGACCCCCGCAGAAACCAGCACAAUGGCCCCAUCAGCAACCAGCACAUCGCCCCCAGCAGCAACCAGCACAUCGCCCCCAGCAGCAACCAGCACCUCAAACCCAGCAGCAACCAGCACAUUAACAUCAGCAGAAACCA